Dentiscutata erythropus is the source of this 5071-nucleotide messenger RNA. Lineage: Eukaryota; Fungi; Glomeromycota; Glomeromycetes; Diversisporales; Gigasporaceae. The record is from the annotation of a GenBank genome assembly.
AUGGGUAAAAAAAAGAAUUCUUCCUCGUCGAGCGAGGACCUUUGUAACAUACAAAACAUAUCUCAAGACUCUGUAACUGCUACGAUUCGUGACCGUUAUCAACAUGAUUUAAUAUACACUCGUUUAAACGCUUCCGCUCUUGUGGCUGUUAACCCUCAUAAAAAACUUGACAUCUUCAAUGAAUCAACUGUUCAAGACUAUGUCGCUGACUAUAAAGACACUUCGAGUCAAAGUACUCCUUUACCUCCUCACGCUUUUCAAAUUGCUUCUCAUGCUUAUUUACAUAUGCGACGUACUGGACAAGACCAAUCUAUAAUAUUAAAUGGUGAAUCUGGGAGUGGAAAAUCAGAAACUAGAAAACUUUUAGUAAAACAAUUAACCGCUCUAAGUGCUCAUCAUAAAAAAGCUUCUCGCGUUCAAACUCAAGUUCCUUAUUCAGAGUUUAUUUUGGAUUCUUUUGGUAAUGCAAAAACAAUAUCCAAUAAUAAUGCUUCUAGAUUCGGAAAAUAUACUGAGCUUCAAUUUAAUGAACGUGGAAAAUUAAUCGGUGCUAAAACUCUUGAUUAUCUUUUGGAAAAAAAUCGCGUCUCUAAUGUUCCUUCAAAUGAAAGAAAUUUUCAUGUUUUUUAUUAUUUAAUCGCUGGUGCUUCUCAAGAAGAAAAAGCUCAUCUUCAUCUCACUGAAAUUUCUCAAUAUCGUUAUCUUAAUGUCGCUAAAGGUGUUAGAUCUUCAAUUGAUGAUGUUGAUAAUUUCAAUGAAUUAAAACAAGCUCUAAAGUCUCUUGGAUUUCAUAAAAAACAUGUCGCUCAAAUGUUUCAACUUUUGGCUUCAAUUUUACAUUUGGGUAAUUUACAAUUCAUUCAAGAUGCUAAUAAAAAUAAGGAAGCUGCUAUUGUUAAAAACUUGGAUGUUUUGAGCUUGGUCGCUGACUUUUUAGGAGUUGAUGCUACUUCUCUAGAAAAUGUUCUCACUUAUAAAACUAAGUUAAUAAAAAAGGAAAUGUGUACUAUAUUCUUAGAUGCUGAUUCUGCUUCGAUACAGCGUGAUGAUUUUGUAAAGGCUCUUUAUUCUUUAUUAUUCAGUUGGAUCGUAGAAUAUAUUAACACAAAACUUUGUCAAGAUGACUUUGUUAAUUUUGUCGGUAUUUUAGAUUUAAUCGGUUUUCAAAAUUUACCUUCUAAUUCUUUAGAUCAAUUCUGUGUCAAUUUUGCAAAUGAAAAAGUUCUUAAUUUUACUUUAAAUCAAAUUUUUGAAGCCCGUAAAGAGGAAUUUCAAUCUGAAGGAAUUAACUUUUUUGAAAUACCUUACGUAGAUAAUAAUGAAUGUUUACGUAUGAUUGAAAAACCUUCUACUGGUUUAAUUUAUAUUAUGAACGAUCAAGCUAAUAAGUCGAAUCGUAAAACUGAUCAAACUAUGUUGGAUGCUUUUAAUAAAAAAUAUUCUGAACAUAGUUCUUUCAUUCCUACUGGAAAAAGUUUGAAUUCUCUUCCAACUUUUGGUAUUCGUCAUUUCGCUGGUGAAGUUACUUAUGAUUCUUCCGGCUUCCUUGAAAAAAACAUUGAUAAUCUUUGUGCAGAUUUUGUCUCUCUAUUUCGUAGUGAAGGUUCUGCUUCAUCUAGUAAUCAAUUCAUUGCAGGUCUUUUUACUGAUCAAGCUGUUGCUACCGAAUCUCAUCCAAGGAAUGAUGAUACGAUUGUUGCUGCUCAACAAUCUGUUAAACCUAUGCGUGCUCCUUCAAUGCGUCGAAAAAAAUCUACCACUGAUUCUCCUAAUAAGCCUAAAGUAGCUUGUGUUGCUACUCAAAUUUCUUCAGCUCUUGAUGAAUUAUGUGAAACGCUUGAUGAGACUUUACCUUGGUUCAUUUUCUGUAUAAGACCUAAUGAUGCUCAACUUCCAAAUAAUUUUAAUCAAAAAGUUGUUCAAAAUCAAAUAAAAUCUCUUAGAAUACCUGAAUUAGCAAAACAAUUACAAAUGGAUUACACUAUCGGAAUGAUGCAUUUGGACUUUUUGGAAAGAUAUUCUCAUAUAUUAAAUUCUAUAGGAUUAGAUCAAUAUAAAGAUCCAAAAGCAAAAUGUGAUGCUAUAGCUAAUAAUUUUGGUUGGAAUUCAUUAGAUAUGGCAGUUGGAUAUAAUAAGACUUAUUUAAGUGAAAAAGCAUGGCAUAAUUUAGAAGAUAUGCUUAGAAGAACGGAUAAUGAAGAAAAACGAAAAAAGAAGUCAGAUAAAAAAGGUGUUUCUAAGAUACCUGAUAAUGGUCAAAAUGAUGAUGCAAUGUCUCAAGCUUCAUAUCCUUCAAAUCAAGAAUUAUAUAGUGGUCCUCGUCGCCUUUCUCCACCAAGAAAUUUUGAUCAACAAUCUUUUUAUUCUGGUGAUGAUAAUCGUUCAAAUUAUUCUGAUGAAAAUUAUCAAGAAGAAGGUUAUAGUCAAUAUGGUGAAAGCACUACUGCUGCUCGUAAAAAAUGGGUAUUUCUUACUUGGUUACUCACUUGGUGGAUCCCUCCAUGUUUCUUAAGUUGUUGUGGUGGUAUGAAACGUAAAGACAUUCAAAUGGCUUGGCGUGAAAAGGUUGCUCUUUGUAUUAUUAUAGCCUUAAUAUCUUGUUUGGUUAUUUUUGUUAUCGCUGUCUUGGGCUUUUUAAUUUGCCCUAGAGUAUAUAUUUAUAGCGAUGCUGAAGUUCAAGCUCAUAGUUUUGAUACUUCUCCGGACAAUGUCUUUGUCUCUAUUCGAGGUCAAGUUUUUUCUCUGAGUAGCUUCGCUCCUCGUCAUAUACCAACUAUCGUUGAUCAAAAAUCAAUAUUAGCUUAUGGUGGUACCGAUGCAUCAAAAUUAUUCCCUGUUCAGGUUAGUGCACUUUGUGCUGGUGUUGACCCUAGGGUAACUUUUGAUUAUAAUCUUGGCAACAAUGCGGAUCCAAAUGCUAGAUAUCAUGACUUCCGUUACUUUACUGGUGAUUAUCGACCUGAUUGGUACUUUGAAGAAAUUUUAUUACAAAUGAGAGCUCAAUAUUUAGUUGGUCAAAAAGGUUAUCCACCACAAAAUAUACAAGAUAUGGCUACUUCUAGUAAGAAACAAGUUGCUAUUCUUUAUGACAGUGUAUAUGAUCUUACAUCUUAUGUCAUGGGUGGUCGUGGCGCCUUAGGUCCUAAUAACACUAAUGUUACGGAUUCUGUCAACUUAAAUUUCAUGAAUGAAAUGAUUGUAUCACUUUUCACUUCUAGUAGUGGUCUUGAUAUAAGUAAAAAAUUCGAUUCCCUACCCCUUAGUCAAGAUCAAAAAAACGAUCAGUUAACUUGUUUGAAAAAUUUAUUCUAUAUUGGAAAAGUGGAUCAUCGUAAUUCUCCACAAUGUCUUUUCUCCAAUUAUAUCUUACUCGCAUUUUCGGGAGUUCUAGUCGCUGUAAUUUUAUUCAAGUUUUUAGCAGCUUUACAAUUAGGGGCAAGACGAGAACCUGAAGAACAUGAUAAAUUUGUCAUUUGUCAAGUUCCUUGUUAUACUGAAAGUGAAGAAUCAAUGCGUAAAACUCUGGAUUCUCUAGCUGUUUUGAGAUAUGAUGAUAAGAGGAAAUUAUUAUUCAUUAUUUGUGAUGGUAUGAUUGUUGGUACUGGUAAUGACCGACCGACGCCACGUAUCGUUCUAGAUAUAUUGGGUGUUGAUCCAAACAUGGAUCCGGAACCUCUCAGCUUUUUGUCACUUGGUGAAGGUUCUAAACAACAUAAUAUGGGGAAAGUUUAUUCUGGAUUAUAUGAAUGUAAUGGACAUGUUGUACCUUAUCUUGUAGUAGUUAAAGUCGGCAAAGCAACAGAAAGAUCUCGACCUGGUAACCGUGGUAAACGUGAUUCUCAAUUGGUACUUAUGAAAUUCUUGAAUAAAGUACAUUUCAACACUGAAAUGACUCCCUUGGAAUUGGAAAUGUAUCAUCAAAUUAAGAACGUUAUUGGUGUAAACCCUAGUUUCUACGAAUAUGUUCUUAUGGUGGAUGCUGAUACUGAAGUUUUGCCAGAUUCGUUGAAUCGUCUUGUGUCUGCAUUCAUGCAUGAUACUAAAGUAAUGGGUCUUUGUGGUGAAACAACUCUUGCUAAUGAAAAAGAUUCUUGGGUCACUAUGAUUCAAGUAUACGAAUAUUACAUAUCUCACCAUCUCUCCAAAGCAUUCGAAUCUCUUUUCGGUAGUGUCACUUGUUUACCCGGCUGUUUCUGCAUGUAUCGAGUUCGUACUCCUGACACACACAAACCUUUAUUAAUUAGCAAUCAAGUUAUUGAUGAUUAUUCUGAGAAUAUUGUUGAUACUUUGCACAAGAAAAAUUUGCUUUCCCUUGGUGAAGAUCGUUAUUUGACAACACUUAUGAUGAAACAUUUUUCAAAUUACAAGAUGACAUUUGUUCCAGAUGCACAAUGCAAAACUACAGCUCCAGAUCAAUGGUCCGUUCUUAUUUCUCAACGUCGCCGAUGGAUUAAUUCCACUGUUCAUAAUCUUAUGGAAUUAGUAUUCUUACCACAACUUUGUGGUUUCUGCUGUUUUUCAAUGCGUUUCAUUGUUAUGAUUGAUUUAUUCGCAACUCUCAUCAUGCCAGCAACUGUUUGCUAUCUUGGUUAUCUGAUUGUUCAAGUCAUAAGAGAACCAACGAGUAUCCCUAUAUUGUCAUUAGCUUUACUUGCUGCUGUAUAUGGUUUACAAGCAGUUAUAUUUAUUCUUCGCAGAAAAUGGGAACAUGUCGGUUGGAUGAUCGUUUAUAUUAUUGCUAUGCCCGUCUUUUCUUUAUACCUACCAGUUUAUGCAUUCUGGCAUUUUGAUGAUUUCUCAUGGGGUAAUACUCGUACUGUUGUUGGUGAAAAAGGCAAAAAAACGGUAGUAACUGACGAAGGAAAAUUUGAUCCAAAGAGUAUUCCUAAAAAGAAGUGGUCAGAUUAUGAACAAGAAUUAUGGGAAGUUAAUACACAAGGAUCUCAAGAUUCCGCACACACUAAAGUUUCGGACCGUUCUUAUCAUUCUGGUCGAUCAAAUAAGAAAUUAGGAUCUGCCCCUGGAUCUCAAGCUGGCUCAGUUUAUGGCGAUUAUCUUGAAGAACGUAGUG